This is a messenger RNA of Seminavis robusta, 765 nucleotides long. The record is from the annotation of a GenBank genome assembly. NCBI's taxonomy places the organism in Eukaryota, Bacillariophyta, Bacillariophyceae, Naviculales, Naviculaceae.
AUGAACCCGCAAACUGCUUUGAGGCAAACCUUUGCAAGUCCAAGGCAGAGCCUGGUCAUGAUCGAAACAAUGAGGCAUUCAGUCUCUAAUUUGAACAUCCUACCCCAUGUGACAGGGAUCCACUUUGCCGUUGAGGAUGAACUAUGUGAUCUAAGUGAACUGAGCAUUGGCGCCAGUAGCGAUGAGGAAGUAAGCAUUGGCGACAGCAGCGAUGAGGAAAUAAGCAUUGGUGACAGCAGUGAUGAGGACAGCAGCGACGAGGAAGUAAGCAUUGGAGACAGCAGCGAUGAGGAACUGGAAUCAGAGAAUGAAGAAUCAGAAAGUGGUGAAGCUGAAGAGAAUCAGAAGGUUGUUAAAACCAGGAAGCCAAGAACCAAGAAAGUGCGGCGGCGUGUUCGUCGAGUUAAGUCCACCGUACCGGUAGAUGUGGCACAUCCUGCUCCCAAGGUAGACAACAAAGCUUCCACUGGUGACGCUUGUCCGCGCCACUGUCAUAAUAUGACUAGAAGCCAAGGUGUACACAGGACAAAGAGCUCAGCUGAACAAGGGGAUGAUCCACCGGUACCCACACACCGUUGCUCUCGCCGUGCCACAACACGACGGUCCAGUCGUCGCACAACCAAGAGUGUCUCCCCAGCUCCUGCUGCUAGAAGUCAGCGUAGAUCUUCUCAUAGACGUGAGGCUCUCAAGGAGUCUAUCCCCGGCUCGAGUUUCACAUCACUCUGGACGCAGCUCGACACAUCGUCGCCCUAUAAGGAGGACUAG